CGGUGCUCAGUUGAAUUCCAUUGCCGUCCAUUAAAACAGCCGACUUGGAAAAUACAAUAUCAAAAGUGUGGUCGGUUUUACUGUGGUUAAUUAUCGCUAAUGAUGACAUAUCUGCGGAUAUCUGAGAAGCGCUCUCCGCAUGCGUAACGCACGCGUCUUCGACCCUGUCGCGGCUCGCUGCAUUGCCUGACGAAAAAAACGGAACAAUUGCUGGAUAAUUCUCCUCGUGACUUCAGUUAUUUCGCUGCUGAAAGCCGCAGGAACUCGAAUGUGUUUUCUGUCAUGAGUCCGGCCGGGUGCUCCCAUGUGAACGGCUUCAAAGUGGACAACUGGAAGCAGAAUCUGCGGGUCAUCUACCAGUGCUUUGUGUGGAGCGGAUCUGCCGAAACCAGGAAACGCAAGGUAAAUAACACACAUCAGAGCCCGGUGCUGCAGUGUAUCGGCCCAGCCUUCAAUCUGCAGCUCUCCCGACGGAUAUCUCUUCAGCAUCCGCCUUUACGCCGUUUCUCUCAGCUGAUCUGCUUGAACGAGCCUCCAGCGGCUGAUCAGAGUCCAGAGGCGUUCGCUCUGCUCAUCUGCAUGCGAGAUGACAAUGGGAAAAAAGCCAACAACCCAAACCACUGCAACUGCAUUAUUGACCAAAUCUUCACCGGAGGCCUGCAGUCUGACGUCACCUGCCAAGUCUGCCACGGCGUCUCCACCACAAUAGACCCAUUCUGGGACAUCAGCCUGGAUCUGCCGGGCUCCUCCACCCCGUUCUGGCCGCUCAGUCCCGGCAGUGAUGGCAGUGUGGUGAACGGAGACAGCCACCCGAGCGGAGCCACCACGCUCACAGACUGCCUGCGCAGGUUCACCAGACCCGAACACUUAGGAAGCAGCGCCAAGAUAAAAUGCAGCGGUUGCCAUAGUUACCAGGAGUCUACCAAACAGCUGACGAUGAAGAGGCUUCCUAUAGUGGCCUGCUUUCACCUCAAACGGUUUGAGCAUUCGGCGAAACUGCGGAGGAAGAUCACCACAUAUGUGUCCUUUCCUCUGGAGCUCGACAUGACGCCCUUCAUGGCAUCAAGUAAAGAGAGCCGAAUGAAUGGACAGUACCAGCAGCCAGUAGACUCAUUAAACAAUGAUAAUAAGUAUUCUCUGUUUGCGGUGGUCAAUCAUCAGGGCACGUUGGAAAGUGGCCACUACACCACAUUCAUCCGGCAGCACAAGGACCAGUGGUUUAAAUGUGAUGACGCCAUUAUCACUAAAGCCAGCAUUAAAGAUGUUCUGGACAGCGAGGGGUACUUGUUAUUUUACCAUAAACAGUUCCUUGAAUAUGAAUAAUGGAUGAUCCAGACGGGACUGAGUCCAAGCUGUGAAGGGAAAAGAUGAUCUGAGUGAAGGAGGGAUGAAAAAACGGUGUAAAUCCUCCACUCGAGAGCCGGACAGACCCCAGAGCCUUCUCACAAACCACGAAAACAAGACAUCGAAUCAUUCAAGAAUAAAAAAAAAAGAAAGCGUACACAGCUAAACCAAUCUGCACUGAGCAUCCGGAGCAUACUUGACGGACGGAGGAGGAGGAGAAAAGCAGCCUCCACCUUUACUACAGGAUCACAGACAGACUGACAUCACUCACUCACUUCUGCUGCCCCGUUCUCAUGAAGUAUAUGAGGGAAAAGCGAUUCCUUUUUGAUUUCUUGGUAUGCAUUAUCGAUGUACUGAAUGCAAAGGAAAGGUGUUAUUGACUUCAGCGUAAACCUAUAUUGUUGUUUGACGAAAUACUGUCCGUGUCCAGCACUUUUAGUUUCCAUUCAGACGAGUUUCUCAAUCUCUCUCUCUCUCUCUCUCUCUCUCUCUCUCUCUCUCUCUCUCUCUCUCUCUCUCUCUCUCUCUCUCUCUCUCUCUCUCUCUCUCUCUCUCUCUCUCUCUCUGUCUCGCUCUCUCUGUUUUUUUUGUUUGGUUGAGGGCUGAAAUGUAUCUCUCUCUCACACACACACACACACACACACACACACACACAGAUCUAUAUAAAUCUAUUUUUAUAAGUCAUUUGUUUUUGUUUACGUGUCCGAGACCCGCAUCUUUUUGUGUUCUGUGAUUGGCUGUGAGUGCAGAGGAGAGUUUGAGCUUGAUCUUUGCUUCCACUGGUUUGGAUGUCGCUGCAGGUUUGGUUGCGAAGGCUUGUGUGUGUGUGUGUGUGUGUGUGUGUCACGUUUCUAAUGUUUUGUGAACAACCACCUUUAUUUUCAUGGCUUGAUUCAGCAGUGUUAUUCUCAGCCACGUGUGUGUGUGUGUGUGUGUGCGUGUGUGUGUGUAUGUGUGUGCAUAUAUGCAUAUUUAUGUGCACGCUCAUAUGUGCAUGAGUGUAUGUUUGAGAGAUUGCAUGUCUAUACGUGUGCGCGCGUGUGCAUAUUUAUGCACACAUACACACAUUUUAGUGUGUACAUGGGUGUGCAUGUAUGCAUAUUCAUGUACACACUAAAAUGUGUGUAUGUGUGCAUGAAUAUGCAAAUGUAUGGAUAUCCAUGUACGUGUGUGUGUGCGUGCGUGCAUGUGUGUGUGCACGUGUUUAUGUAUGCAUAUUUGUGUAUGCACUGUCUGUGUGUGCGCAUGUAUGUCUGAACAUGCAUUUCUUUGCACACACUUGUGUGUGCAUAUGUGAGUGUGCAUGCAUAUCCAUGUACACACUUGUGUGUAUGCAUUUUUGUACACACGCAUUUGUGUGUGCACGCAUUCAUAUAUGCAUAGCCUCGUACAUGUAUGUGUGGAUGCGUGUAUUUAUAAAUGUGUGCGCGCGCGCGUUCAUGUAUGCAUAUGUGUACGCACUAUUAUGUCUGUGUGUGUGCGCGCUUGUAUGCAUAUUUGUGCGUGUGCGUCUAUGCAUAUCCAUGUACACACUCCUAUUUGUGUGUGUACGCACGUACAUGUAUGCAUAUUCAUGUGUGCACUAAUAUGUUUGUGUGUGGGAGAAUGUGUGUAUACACGUGUGUGUGUGUGUGUGUGUGUGCGUGUGUGUGCGUGUGUGCGUGUGUGUGUGUGUGUGUGUGUGUGUGUGUGUGGGCAUGUAUGCAUAUCCCUGUACACACUUAUAUAUGUGUGUGCUAGUGAGUGUGUGAAAGUGUAUGUGUGCGCAUGCAGGUAUGUGGCCACCUGUGUGUUGGUGUUGUUAGUGUGUGUGUGUGUGUAUGCGUGUACUGAAUCAGUACUCAAACUUGGCAUGCCGUUUAAAGUGGAUGCUAACAGACUUUGGGGAGGAUUUUAUAAAUGUUAAUUAUGUAUCUAUGUAUAGUAUGUAUGUAUGUAAUGUAUGUAAAACAAAUCAAUUGAAAAUGGUGAAGAAAAAAUCGCA
This is a messenger RNA of Danio aesculapii, 3328 nucleotides long. It is a transcript of the gene usp22, whose product is annotated as ubiquitin specific peptidase 22. NCBI's taxonomy places the organism in Eukaryota, Metazoa, Chordata, Actinopteri, Cypriniformes, Danionidae. Gene Ontology annotation, biological process: protein deubiquitination. The coding region runs from base 283 to 1323 and encodes 346 amino acids. The record is from RefSeq and is a predicted model, not a curated record. Gene Ontology annotation, molecular function: cysteine-type deubiquitinase activity. The transcript has 9 exons.